Messenger RNA from Penicillium argentinense, 1755 nucleotides. Its product is annotated as Ytp1 family protein. NCBI's taxonomy places the organism in Eukaryota, Fungi, Ascomycota, Eurotiomycetes, Eurotiales, Aspergillaceae. The record is from RefSeq and is a predicted model, not a curated record. Bases 1 to 1755 code for a protein of 584 amino acids. The transcript is spliced from 3 exons.
AUGCGGGGAAUAGCUACACGCGCUGCCUUCGCGGCAGUCCUUUGCGCGACCUUCGCGCUCGCCCAUGGCGACGACGAGUCGAUGGAUAUGGAUAUGCACAUGGACAAAGCCGUGAACAUGAACACACCACAGCCCUCGGUCUCUCCGCAACCAAGCGCCGAGGGCCCGAUGAGCUAUUUUGCCCACGGAAAACACCAGAACACCAUCCUGGCGCACGUAGGGCUGAUGGUUGCGGCUUGGUGCUUUGUCCUUCCUGCAGCGGUCAUGCUUAGCAUCGCACGCUCGCGAUUCGCACUCCCGUCGCAAUUCCUGUUCAGUCUUUGCAAUGCGUUCGGCCUGCUUCUCGGCAUCAUUUACAACAGCCAAACCCCCGAUCUGUACGAGAACAACGCCCACCACAAGAUUGGCUGGGUCGCGACGUGGGUUGUGAGCGUGCAGCUCGUACUCGGAAUGAUCUUCACCUACGCUGGUCGCGGCGAGCCCAAGACGAAAUCGAGUUCCUUCGAGCGCGCCGCAUUUCUGCCCGUCGCUACCGAGGACCAUGAACAUGUCUUCCCAACCGGCCCAAUGCACAAUUACCGCUGGUCUCGCGAUAGCGGUCAAGGCACCGAGCCUGACUCGCCUAACCAUAGCCCUUCGUCGCCAUCCUGCGAGCCGGAGGAUUAUGACGGAUUCGAGAAGCCCGAGGAGGACCUCCCACGAUCAGCGGACUCGCGCGGCUGGCUCCAGAGUACCUUUGUUGACCGUUUUCUGUCGAACCGCGUGCCUGGCAUGGUUUCAAACCGCGUCUUGCGCAUUUUCCAUUUCGUCUACAAGGUGAUUGACCGGAUUGUUCUGCCAUUUGGCUUCAUCGCCAUUGCAACUGGCGCAGUCACAUAUGGCGGUAUUAUGCGGAAGAGAGAGAUCUUCAAUGGUCUGGCGCACUUCAUCAAGGGCGGAAUCUUCUUCUGGUAUGGCAUUCUCACUCUCGGCCGGUAUGUUGGAUGCUGGGCAGACCUGGGUUGGGCCUGGAACCGAAAGCCCUCGGCAUCCAUAGUCGGAAGCUGGAAGUCCAAGGUGCCAUCGGGAGAAUUCACCGAGUCCUUCGUUAUCUUCUUCUACGGAAUUACCAAUGUGUUCCUGGAACACCUGUCCAACUGGGGGCAAGCCUGGUCUGCUACGGAUCUUGAGCACGUCUCUAUCUCCAUCCUAUUCUUCGGUGGUGGACUGGCUGGUAUGCUCUUCGAGUCCAAGCGUAUCCGCGAAGCGCUUAACAACACUAUCCUCCGAUACCCUGGACACGGCACACGCGAUGAGGGCUGGCAACUUCCCAAGUCGCAAGGCGUGUCGCUCAACCCAAUGCCCGCUUUGAUUAUCAUGCUGCUGGGUAUGAUGAUGGGCUCGCAUCACCAGACCAGUAUGACCUCGACGAUGGUGCACAAGCAGUGGGGUAACAUGCUGGUUGGCUUUGCGUUGGCCCGUGGAGUGACGUAUAUCCUACUGUUCCUCCGCCCGCCCACCUCAUACCUGCCUGCCCGUCCGCCAUCGGAGAUUGUCGCCGCCUUCUGCCUGAUGUCUGGAGGCCUCAUUUUCAUGUUGAGCACUCGUAAUGUCAUCGAGGCUAUGGAGUACUACGAGCUCGACGCAAUGUUCACUUUCACAGUGGGCCUGGGCUUUACGGCUUUCAUCAUGGCACUGGAAAUCCUUGCCAUUGCGCUCAAGGCAUGGGCAGUGAAGCGCGAGCACCCUCCGCAGCUGACCUACCAAUUUCCUUGA